AUGCUUUCGCGAACGUGGUCUUCGAUUGCGAGGGUCGGCCCGCAGGCUCUGGCCGGCAGCAACGUCGUUUCUGCCCGACAAUACUCCAUCACCGCUCCUCGCCCAUUAGAAAUCGCCCAGAAAUUGAAGGUCUUGUUUCUGCUUGAAUUAUUUGUUCGAAUUUCAUUUGUAGGUAACAAUUAUUCCUGGAGAUGGCGUCGGACCUGAGCUCAUCUAUUGCGUCCAAGACAUCGUCAAACAGACGGGUAUCCCGUUGGAAUUUGAAGGUUUGGUUUUUCUUGAUCCACAAGAAUACGAGUUCAAAUGAUAAAAACUUUAUCAGAAAUAGAGUUAAUUCCGUUUCAAGUAGGAUACUUAUUUAUCAAACCUCACAGAAUUUAUUUAUUACUAGGCUACUAGAAAAACUGCCUUUUUGGUCACUCUGGGCUUUGACAAUUUUAUUAUUCGCAAUGGCGCGCCUUUGUUAUUUCUCAUAAUUUAGGAAGUAAGCGAAAAAUGCAACUUUAUUGUUGACCAGAAUUGAAAAUUAAUAAAACGUGUUUCAGUAAAAUUCCAUCAAAUUCUGGACAAAAAGAAGUCUCACCACUAUCAUCACAGAUUCUUCGAAACUCCUUACAUCUUUUUUCAGAAGUUUUCCUCUCUGAAGUUCACUACACGCGCUCUUCAUCGAUCGAAAAUGCUGUUGAAUCGAUCGGACGGAACAACCACGUUGCCUUGAAAGGUAUCGAUCAACUGUUUUCUCUUUAUUAUUUUUUUAGGCGCCAUCGAGGAAUCGGCGGUUCUUCACACUGAAGGCGAGCUGCAAGGACUGAACAUGAGACUGAGACGCUCUCUCGAUCUUUUUGCUAAUCUUGUUCACAUUAAGGUGAUUACACUGUUAUCAGUAAUGCGCUUCAGAAGAACUACCCAAAACAUUUAAACACAAUGAAAUAAUGAAUUAAAUAAAAUCUUUUAAGACUAUCGACGGAAUCAAGACGCGACACGGCAAGAAACUGGACUUUGUCAUCGUUCGAGAGCAAACCGAAGGAGAAUAUUCCAGUCUCGAGCACCAACUUGUGCCUGGUAAUCUCACCUUUGAAACCGCAACCUCCAUCAUAAAACUGAUUUUAGGAGUCAUCGAGUGUCUCAAAAUCUCGACCAAGCCAAAAUGCGAACGAAUUGCCAAGUACGCCUUCGAUUACGCUACCAAGACCGGCAGGAAGAAGGUUUCCAGCUUUCGGCUGAUUUUCAAUAAAUCUUACCUCAGGUUACCGCCGUCCACAAAGCCAACAUCAUGAAAUUGGGAGACGGUCUUUUCUUGCGUACCUGUGAAGAAGUGGCCAAGCAGUACCCGAAGAUCCAGUUCGAGUCGAUGAUCAUCGACAACACCUGCAUGCAGCUUGUCAGCAAGCCCGAGCAGUUCGACGUCAUGGUCAUGCCUAACCUCUACGGAAACAUUAUCGACAAUCUGGCUGCCGGGUGAAUAAGAAUUCAGAAAAAUUUUAAUCAGACAAAUCAGAAUUUUAGGGUAAUAUUUGAAGUUUAAAAUUUUUUUUUCACACAACGGAAAACAACAAAAUCUCGAAUAAUCCUUUACCUUAAUUUUGCAGUCUCGUCGGUGGCGCCGGAGUUGUUCCAGGACAAUCGGUCGGCAGAGACUUUGUUAUUUUUGAACCAGGAAGCCGACACUCGUUCCAGGAGGCCAUGGGCAGGUAUCAAUCUGCUUUUAUUUGAUUAUUACGAAGUGAAGAAUUGACGAAGCUUCUUUGAUUUGGAUAUGAGUGGUGGAAGGGUUUUUAUUCGACUUCAGAUCGAUCGCCAACCCGACGGCCAUGAUUUUGUGCGCGGCCAACAUGCUCAACCAUCUGCAUCUCGACGACUGGGGAAAUGCUUUGAGAAAGUCUGUGAAUGACGUCAUCGAAGAGGGAAAAGUCCGCACGCGCGAUUUGGGAGGGUAUGUUUCUGGAAAUUGAUCGAGUCCUCACGCUGAGAUACCCAAAUGCUGAGAAACCGCUUUUUUUCAAAUUUUUUUAUUAAAUAAGAAACGACUUUUCAACCUAAAUCGGUCUUUUUCUGAACUUCUCAAAGAUCACAAAAAUCAAACCACGUGUCACAAAAAAGUCACGAAAAAUUCAGCAUCCUGAAAAAUAAUUACAACGAGCAUUAAAAAUUGCCAAAUUCCACAUUUCUCACCUACAAAAUAAUAAAUAUCCCAUUAAAAAAAGCAUUUUUAAAAUUUUUUUUUACGAAAACCCAAACUUCACAAGAAAGCUCACUCUGUAAUUUAUCUUCCCAGUAACAUUAAUUUUUACUCAAAAUACGUAAUUUUUUUCACAUUGAAAUAAAUUUCCAGUUACGCGACUACCAUCCAGUUUGCUGACGCCGUCAUCGACAAAUUCCGAAUCUAA
Caenorhabditis auriculariae is the source of this 2387-nucleotide messenger RNA. Lineage: Eukaryota; Metazoa; Nematoda; Chromadorea; Rhabditida; Rhabditidae. The record is from the annotation of a GenBank genome assembly.